GAAGGGAAGAAGAAAGAAAAAAAAAACAGAAUCCGAAAAGUAGGAAAGAGAACGAGGAAAAGGAUAAUUGUUCUCUUUCCUGAAAAACAAGCAAAUAUAAUAUAAUGGCGACGGCGGCAGCAAAUAAUAAUGGACCCCAGAAAUGCACUGCUUGCGACCUGACAGUGUAUCUGGUUGAUCGGCUGGCUGCCAACAACCGCGUUUAUCACAAGGCCUGCUUCCGCUGCCACCACUGCAAGGGCACCCUCAAGCUCGGCAACUUCAACUCUUUCGAGGGAGUCCUCUACUGCAAGCAUCACUUCGAUCAGCUCUUCAAGCGAACUGGCAGCCUCGAUAAAAGUUUCGAAGGCAUUCCAAAGUUUGCCAAGCCUGAAAAGGUUGAAAAUGAGAACGCAGCCAAGGUUUCGGGCUUGUUUGUGGGAACCAAAGACAAAUGCCGGGGUUGUGAGAAGACAGUUUAUCCGAUUGAGAAGGUUUCUGUGAAUGGAGCUGCGUACCACAAGAGCUGCUUCAAAUGCAGCUACGGAGGGUGCACGAUAAGCCCAUCCAACUACAUUGCGCAUGAGGGUGUGCUCUUCUGCAAGCACCACCACAUGCAGCUCAUCAAGUCUAAGGGAAACCUCAGCCAGCUCGAGUGCGAUGGCAAAGAACCAGCAGCAUCUCCAACGUCUCUUGGGGUCCCCACUCAGUGAACAAAUUCAGUCGUUACCACCUCAUCGUAGUCUCUCUCUCUCUCUCUCUAGAUCUCUCUGUUUGGUCCUAUAUUUUGAUCUUUUUGUAUGUUUAUUGUGUUCAGAUUGUACUUUUUUAUGAUGUGAAUAUUGAGGUGUGAUUGCUAGAGGCCUUAAGCAGGGAUUUGCAGAUUUGUUGUUGUAAAUUGUUUGUUCAUCAAUAUAAUUGUUCCUUCUUUGGGUAAA
Molecule: messenger RNA, 917 nt
Organism: Salvia hispanica
Lineage: Eukaryota; Viridiplantae; Streptophyta; Magnoliopsida; Lamiales; Lamiaceae
Product: LIM domain-containing protein WLIM1-like
Source: RefSeq, a predicted model, not a curated record